UCUAGCAAACUCACCUGCUAACACGUCCACAAACAGUUUCGGCAUUGUAUGGCUUAUGGCCACGCUGGGACCUCGAAACAAGAAAAUCACGAGGAAGCAGCUCGCCGCUGUAGACCUGGCGAGGACAUGCGACCUGAUCGCUGAGCCCCCAGAGCCCAUGGCAUUGAGAUUGAGUGGAGCUUUACUUGUGGGUGUCGCUAGAGUAUAUAAUCAGAGUUUUGACAUGUUUUACUCUGAUGUCAACGCCUUCCACUCCAACCUGCGACGCUCCAUCGCUACUGAUUUCAAUACUGCCAAUGGAGGUACAACCGGCGGGUUGGCAUUGGAACUUCCGGGCGAGGGAAGAAGCAGACCUGAGCAGAUCACUCUCGGUGGUGUUGAAUUCGAUUGGGAAACUGAUUGGACCAAAGAGCUUGGUUAUAUUGACUGGAAUAACCCUCUUGGAGCCACACGCAAGCGGCGCGCUUCAUCUGUGAUUUCGUCUUCUCAAGCGACUCCGAUGUCUAAAAGGCAUCAUGAUGAUGGCGAGAGACAUGAAGAGAAUGAUUCAGAAGAUGAGGGUUAUGAGUCUGAGGUGGCUAGACAGGCUAAACGUAAGAAGUACUCUGCUUCCGCAGCAGCCACGACCCUACAUCGCACACCUCUUCACCCCCAUGCACCUUCCAAUUCGCUCUACACUGGUCCAGACUUGAACUUCAAUGAAGAAGUCGACCUCGGUCUCAAUCUUGAUUUCGAAGCUCCCGCAGGGGCCAACGACAGCUUUUCAGGGCCUUCGGGGAGAGACUUUGAUAUUCCAUUUGCCCAACCCGAUGACUAUGAUAUUGGAUUGAAUUUCGAAGGCUUUGGCGAAGCCAGGCCAGAUGAAGACGCCGAUAUGGGCCCCCCCGUCGCCUACGACGAUGAGUUAGGGGAGAAAUAUGCGCCCUACCAAGCUCAGACUCUGCAACGAUCUCCUAAUCGUCAGUCUUCAAUCGAGACCGUUGAGCAAAAUCUCGAAGCAAAGAAGAAAAGGGAGAAAAAGUUGAAGACUGUUACUUUUGACAGGGCACUGGAGAUAGAUGAGGAGGAAGAGCGCCACGCCAAGAAGACUUAUGCUGAGAGAAUGGAGAAGGAGAAGAGAGAUGCAGAGUUGAAGCAAGUCGAAAAACAGAUCGCAACAAUAGUGGGAAGGAUGGUUGAUGGCGGGGGUGGCCUCGAAUUCUUUGAUCUGGAAAUGGACGAUUGGUUUUCCCAUCUCACUCAUGUACCCAAGUUCAAGUGGGAACAAGACUUGACACGAAGCAAGAAGGGGAAGUAUGGUGCAUUUAAAGCCCACGCAAAGGAUAUUGACGUUCAAGAGCCUGUUGACGGCCGCCCUGAUGUCUAUGAUAAUCUGCCUCCAAUGGCUGAGCCUGAUGACUAUGUUUAUGACGUGUUUGGCAACAUUGACCUCGGUCAGUACGAUGACAAUGGGCCCAUCCAAUAUGACGAUUACGACAUGCCUGUUCGUGACAGAAAUGUCGGAAGGGGUAGUGAGGCACUGGACCUGGAGUACGCCCGUAGGGAAAAUGCUCAGAGUGGCAAUCUGCCUUGGGAGGCAGGAAUGAUGGAAAACUACUCACCUGGUUUCCCCGACAUGCCCGACACGUCCUUCACUCCAGGCUCCCUUAAGCUCAGCAUUAUGACUCCACAGGAAGUUCGACUUCGAGCACACAGUCGCUCUGGAUCACUCGGUGGUCCCCUCAAUCAGCGCCGGCGCAUCCGUUCUUCUUCACUUAUGAGCGAUCGCCCGGACGACGAUCCUCUCAUGUUGGCUCCAGGAAAUGACAGCGACCUAGAUGUACUGCCUGAUGAGCUUGAUCUUGCGAACAUCAUAUCAUCAGAAACUCAGGAAGCGAGACUGGCUGAUCUCCCCGAAGCGUUCCGCCCAGAGAUGCUGGCGACUCUUGAAAAGCAGUGCCGAGACUUUUUCACGUACGUUGAGAAGCGCAUGCUCACUCUUGAUAAACAAGAGGUAGAAUUCAACGAGCUAGUGCCAGAAAAGUCUUCAAAGCAUGUAGCGGCGGUCGCUUUUUAUGAUUGUCUUACUCUUGCCACCAAAAAGAUUCUGAGCAUCAAUCAGCCUGAACCCUGGGAAGACAUUAACAUUCAUUUUGCUGUCAAAAAUCCGUAAACUUCUCAAUGCCUUUUCGUAACAUUUCUCUUUGACUUUAUAGUUAUCACUAGGGAAAAAAAGCUAUCAGGAUCAAUAAUCGGUGAUCUGUUCAACAUGUGCAUUUAUAUCUAGUUGGGCUUUGAUAUGCAACAAUGACAUCCA
Messenger RNA from Cryptococcus deneoformans JEC21, 2296 nucleotides. RefSeq lists its product as hypothetical. NCBI's taxonomy places the organism in Eukaryota, Fungi, Basidiomycota, Tremellomycetes, Tremellales, Cryptococcaceae. Gene Ontology annotation, cellular component: cohesin complex; synaptonemal complex. Gene Ontology annotation, biological process: meiotic sister chromatid cohesion; mitotic sister chromatid cohesion; replication-born double-strand break repair via sister chromatid exchange. Gene Ontology annotation, molecular function: protein binding; chromatin binding. Bases 56 to 2152 code for a protein of 698 amino acids. The transcript is spliced from 18 exons. The record is from RefSeq and is a predicted model, not a curated record.